Messenger RNA from Coregonus sp. 'balchen', 3115 nucleotides. The record is from the annotation of a GenBank genome assembly. NCBI's taxonomy places the organism in Eukaryota, Metazoa, Chordata, Actinopteri, Salmoniformes, Salmonidae.
GCAUGCAUACAGCUGUCAACAUCCUGAUGUAAUUUUCUCCAAAAUGGCGGAUCGCAAAGAAGGUUAGUGCUAGCCCCUGUUUAUGGAUAAAAUAAUCUCGAAUUAUAACAACGAAUCAGCUGUAUUAUAUAUAGCUAAUUCCAUUAGCAAGACAUCUAAACACUUAAAUAUUGCUAUUCGUUCAGCUGCGGCUUUUGACAGUGGGGCUUUACUGACUGGAUGGCUAGCUUUGUUGCUAGCAAUUUAGCCUAAUUUCUAAACAACAAUGGCAUGCAAUCGCCCAUCGCCCCAAAUACCAGCCAUUGGCAUUGUAAAGUUAUUUGUUUGUCACCCAUGGCUCCUAUUCCGACAACAGUAACGUUAUCGCUGAUAUACACUUUAUACUAAUGACGUGAACGUGAUUACUCACGAAACAAGUAUUCCAGUCAUGUUUUAAAUCAAUAAUCUAUGAAUGAAUGUGUUUUGUGUAUCCUGUCAAUACUACUUUGAAGUUACAGCAAAGCUUUAGAUGCAUGCAUUGGAACUGUUUCUUGACUGUGAGGUCAUUGGACUGAAUUUGGACCUGAAUCCUGCCCCUAGGUUGCCUAGAUUACAGAAAGUGAAAGCAAAACAGCUUAAGUUCUUUGUAUGUCUUUCCUUCAUCCCAGAUGACAUCUUAUCAGAUAAGGAUGAUCCAGAGCCGGAGAGCGAGGACGAGACCUAUGAGGUGGUGGACCUGACAGAGUACGCCCGGAGGCACCAAUGGUGGAGCAUGGUGUUUGGGAAUAACUCUGGUCCCCUCGCAGAGAAAUACUCUGUGACCACGCAGAUCAUGAUGGGAGGGGUCACUGGCUGGUAUGUAACCCAAAGCAAAGGUGUAGAGGCUACAUAUGUGUGGAUCUUUGGCCCCUAGUAAACACAUCAACACAUUUCACUGAUGAAAUACAUGGUAUGAGUCAGUGAUAUAGUCAGGUCACUAAACCUUGAGGUCAAGUCCCUAGUCCCAAGUGUUCAAGUCCGAGUCCUUUAUACUUGAGUCACAAGUCCCUUGGUAGUGCUAAAAGGUGCGGUCCAACCAUUAAAAAAAUCUAAAUUCUGUUAAACUGUUGCACAUUUAAAGUCUUUUUCAAAUUUAAAAUUGUAUUUUACCUUUAUUUAACUAGGCAAGUCAGUUAAGAACAAAUUCGUAUUUACAGUGACUGCCUACACCGGCCAAACCCGGACGACGCUAGGCCAAUUGUGCGCCGCCCUAUGGGACUCCCAAUCACGGCCGGUUGUGAUACAGCCUGGAAUCGAACCAGGGGGUCUAUAGUGACGCCUCAAGCUUUGAGAUGCAGUGUCUUAGACCGCUGCGCCACUCGGGAGUAUAUCUAGAUAAUACAGCUCUCUAACAUUUGCUGUUGUAGCUAGUAGGCACCCUAUUUUAAAUUAUGCAACAAAGAGAGAUUUUCUGACAACAAAGUCACUACUGGUCCAGUCCGAGCAGAGCCAUGAAAAUUGUGACUUGAGUCCGAGUCAAGUCUGUGUCCUGGACUCGAGUACUACAACACUGCUAUAAGUCACUCCUUCUCUCUCACAUUCAGGUGUGCAGGAUACUUGUUCCAGAGAGUAGGGAAGAUAGCUGCUACUGCCGUAGGUGGAGGGUUCCUGUUGUUACAGGUUAGAGAUGCAUCAUAUUUUUACUGAGUCAAUGCUGGGUACUGAUAUAAUACACAUCUCUAUUCCAAUGAGAUCACAUGUAAUAACAUGAACGGAGUGCCACUUCAAAUGCAAACCAACAAACACCACUAAUUUUCAUUUCUGCACCUUCUCCUACAGAUAGCGAAUCACAGUGGCUACGUGCAGGUGGACUGGAAGAAAGUGGAGAAGGAUGUGAAUAAAGCAAAGAAACACCUGAAGAAGAGAACCAAGCAAGCAGCCCCUGAAAUUAACUCCUUCAUCGAGGAGGUAAAGGUAUCAAUAACACUGCCUGUCUUUCCUAAUCGUAACUCUAUGGUAGGCUAUUGUGCCUAUAGUAUUAUGUGAUUCUAAAAGGUGAACAUGUUUGAGAUGUGUGCGUGCACAUGGUCCUUUAUCUAAUUGUUAAUUAAUUCCAUGAGACCAACACCAGUACCUGGGUGUGGGAGCUGCUUUUUUGAUUCAAUUGGAUUUACAGUGCCCUUGAAUCUCAGUGCCUUGCAGUGCAUGUACUUAUGAGAAAAAAAGUAUACUUAAUUAUCAUAUUUGGGAGAAAUAGCUAAAUUCAUAAAUACCUGAGUCAUCCGCAUCCAUUUGAUGGACUAAUAAUGCAGCAACAGCGCCCUCUAGUGAACUCACACGAUGUACAACCACAUUCCUGGAUUUAUCACAGUAUACCCUGCGUAUAAGAUUCUAAUUUUGCCAUCUAUUAUCAGUUCUAACCCUUCAGUUAUUGGAGGUGACCUCUCACAGUUUGCUUGUUUUCUCUUCUCCUUCCCCUCUCUGCAGGCCACAGAGUUUGUCAAGAGGAACAUCGUCCUGUCCAGUGGGUUUGUGGGUGGAUUUCUCCUGGGCUUGGCCUCUUAAGGGAGUCGGGGCCAAUCCACAACUGAGGAAGUUGUCACAUAGGAAGAAGGAAGCUGUCAUUAGUGUGAACUGAGUCGCCACACGGGAUGUUGUCAUUAACUGUGAAUCGUUGUCUUUCUCCCAGCACGGAAGGAGUCAUUAGACGGGUUUGGGAGAAAGAUUAACAUGUGAAGCUGCCAAUUUAUGCCCCCCUGGGUGCUCUUUUCCCUUGCUGCUGAACUGAUCUGAGUCUAGCUUGUCCACCCUCCUUUUUAUUAUAUUUAUCUGGUGGAGUCUGAUCCAGGAUCAGUUGUUUGGGCGUGUUGUAUAUGGACACCCUGUACCUGUAACCAACCCUCCUGGUCUUACUACACAACACAAGAAAGCAGGGUCGUGUUCAUCAAGGCAAACUGUAACAGAAACAAACAUUCUUAUUGGACAAGUUCAGAUAGUGCCGUUUCGGAGUGUUUCGUGCCUACUGAACACGACCCAGUACUACACCAUGUACAACACAUCAGUGAACAGACUAUAAAGGAUAUACAUUGUUCUACUUCAUAUUCAUCAUCAGCACUACCCCCAACAUCAAUGUAUGUGAAAAUGUUUUGAAUCGGCU